AUGAGACUGUUCCCCCAGCUCGUCGCCGCACUCGCCAUCCUCCCUGGAGCUCUGGCGGUUGACCAGAAGCGGUCCGCAAUUAUUUGGUUCGAUGAUCCGAACACGCCCGACUCUGUGGUCAACGACGCCAAGGCAUCGAUAGUCAAGGGCGGCGGCAAGAUCACUCACGUUUAUACAAUCAUCAAGGGCUUUGCCGUCGUUGCACCCGUAAAGGUCCUGGAAAGCGUACAGGUCACGGCUAGCAAGAGCCAGUACAAGAUGCGGGUCGACAAUGAUGAGAUGGUAUCUAGCCAAGACUGA
Molecule: messenger RNA, 300 nt
Organism: Purpureocillium lilacinum
Lineage: Eukaryota; Fungi; Ascomycota; Sordariomycetes; Hypocreales; Ophiocordycipitaceae
Biological process (GO): vacuole fusion, non-autophagic
Molecular function (GO): endopeptidase inhibitor activity
Source: RefSeq, a predicted model, not a curated record